This is a messenger RNA of Mollisia scopiformis, 1650 nucleotides long. Its product is annotated as 2-dehydropantoate 2-reductase. Gene Ontology annotation, molecular function: 2-dehydropantoate 2-reductase activity. Lineage: Eukaryota; Fungi; Ascomycota; Leotiomycetes; Helotiales; Mollisiaceae. Gene Ontology annotation, biological process: pantothenate biosynthetic process. The record is from RefSeq and is a predicted model, not a curated record. The transcript has a single exon. Gene Ontology annotation, cellular component: cytoplasm. Bases 192 to 1226 code for a protein of 344 amino acids.
UAGAAACGGACAAUGCACUAGUGUGCAAUGCUAGAAUUGGUACGGGACAUUUCAGUGUUCUCGAAUACCAAAAUCGGCUAGGAAUUUCACAGCCCUGUCACCCGACAACCACACCCCAGUCAUAGUACGUACUUUACUUUGACCGCUCUCGUUCAACUGCGACUUCGCAACCUCAUUCCCAAUAUUCGGAAAUGACGGUGAACAUUCUGAUUGUUGGAGCUGGCGCUGUCGGAGCUUUCUAUGCCUCUCGUCUGGCCCAGGUGCCCGCUGUACAGGUCUCAGUCAUCUGUCGCUCGAAUUACCAGGUCGUGAAGGCCAACGGCUUCUCCGUGACCUCUCCGCAAUACGGCUCCUUUACAUUCAGACCCCAGCAGACGUUCGCCAACCCCAAAGAAGCAGUCGACUCGGAGAUCGAAUGGGACUAUAUUGUCGUGAGCACGAAAGCUUUACCGGACGUCAGUGACGAUUCUGUCAUCCUGCAGGGACUGGUGAAGGGUACACAUACCGCAAUCGUCUUGAUACAGAACGGCCUGGGAGUGGAGGAACCAUACACCAAACGCUUCCCUUCUGCUGUCAUAUUGAGUGCCGUCACCAUCGUCAGCGCGGCGCAAACAUCUCACGGAGUUAUCAAGCACAAUCGCUGGACUCGAAUCAGCAUUGGACCUUAUCUUCCCGCAUCGGGUUCCACAAGCACAACAGCAGCAGCAGCAGAAGAACAGAUAGCAAUUGAGUCCAAUAGGAACUUUGUACAGCUGCUUCAAGCCGGCGGGAUCAAAGAUGCGGAAGCCUACUCAUCCUCCAAAUUGCAGAUGGUGCGGUGGCACAAGAUUGCGAUUAAUGCGAGUAUGAACCCAUCUGCAGUUCUAUCUGGUGGCUCGACGAAUAAUGCUAUGUCCACGGACCCGGAACUGUAUCUCCAUCUGAAAGGAGUCAUGGAAGAAGUGUUAUCUACCGCCCCAAAAGUGUUGGGCACGCCUUUGCCAAAGGAAUUUGCUACUAGUGAAGCCAUAUUGAGAAGCACGCAGAGGAACGCAAGUGGUAGUAAGCCCAGCAUGCUCUUGGAUUGGGAGUCGGGCAAGACAAUGGAACUUGAGGUUAUUUUGGGUAAUCCCAUCCGGAUAGCAAGAGAGAAAGGGUUGGAAAUGCCCAGACUACAGAGUUUGUAUGCUCUCUUGCGGAUGGCCCAGGAGAACAGAGAAGCGCAGAAACGGAGCAGUAAGAUCUAAUCAUCGAAUUAUGGUGUUGUCUAAUAUUACAUACGUUCCUCUGCUUCUUCCAUCCCCUCUGCUGGCUUCUCCAUUAUGUCCCAGUCCCGACAGUCUAGGACGAGCAUGUGUCCCGGCGCAUGAGCCAUUAUGGUACCCUGCAGACCCGCUCUCAUUACAGCCUCCUGUGGAGUCACACCGCAUCCCCAAAAGACAGGAAUUUCUUCCUCAUUCCCUUCACUAUGACCUAGCGGCCGUCCGUCAAGCGUCAAUGGUGUGUCGCCCCAUUCUGGUUGGUCGAUGUCCGUGAUUCCCAGUUGUUGGAUCGCAUCCCAUCCCCAUGCAAGCGGCUCUCCAUGCGUAGCCGUAAACGGCCUGGUAAUAUUUCUCACUGCCUCAAUCUCAGACCUUCGAUAUGGUCUCAUCGAUACCACAUAAGUCCCUG